AUGCCAUUUCUGCAGCUUCCUCAGACUGAUGAUUGUACAUCGCAAAUGCCGGGCCGUCUCCGUGCUCGGGAUCCCUGGUCAACCCCAUCUUGCAGACGCGCCGCCAGCCAGUCCGCUGCGGCAGCCAUGCGGGGCGCGCGCCAAGUCCUCCGAGGAGCGCUCUUCCUCGCCGCGAUCCUGAUGAUGGCUCGGGCGGCGCGGGCUAGGGCCACUCGCCCUCGCUUCCGCUCGCCCACUCUGCAGCCCAUCAAGAGCGGCAUCGACGCCAUGUCCGCCGCCCUCUGGGGGCGCCAGAACUCCUGCCAGAAGAACGCGGCGUCCUCGGAGGAGAAGCUGGCGCGCAUCAAGUACGUGGUCGACAGCCAGUGGGAGAUGCUGGGGAAGGCGGACGAGAAGGUGAAGGCCAUGGAGGAGAAGAUGGAGGAGCUGGUUGCCAUCAAGCAGGACUACGCUGAAGCCACGCCGGACCCAGAAGAGUGCAGCUAUCCCUUCAAGAUGGAGGCGCACGGGUGUUUCUGGCUGCACAAGAACCCAGGCCUCCCCUGGGAGGCGGCACGGAGGCGGUGCCAACAGUCGGGCUCGGACCUUGCGACGCCCUCCAGCCUGGCGCAGAUGCGAGAGUUCCUCCUGCGGGAAAUUGGGCGAGAGUGGUGGUACGUGUGGAUCGGGGGACAGAUGACAGGCUACAGGACGUGGGUGUACGUGAAUGGGCGCGAGGGCGCCGCCAACCCCGAGGACUGGCACGACACCCUCAACCCGGGGUCCUGCACGGCGCUCAACGGGGGCCGGGACUACAAGAUGAUGGCGUGGCACUGCGAGGACGCGAACUGGUUCCUCUGCCAGAAGUUUUAGCAGGAGACGGGGAUAAGGGAACAGGCAUACGGUCCGAAAGAGAGGAAGAGAGAAGGAAAGCUAGUGAGAGAGAAGGUGUGUGGUUGCGUGCGUGAGUGUGUGUGUAUGAGAGAGAGAAAGAGAGAGAGAGAGA
Molecule: messenger RNA, 985 nt
Organism: Penaeus chinensis
Lineage: Eukaryota; Metazoa; Arthropoda; Malacostraca; Decapoda; Penaeidae
Exons: 3
Coding region: 1-852 (283 amino acids)
Source: RefSeq, a predicted model, not a curated record